AUCCCCGAUUCCACAAAAGCAGAGCUGCAGAGAGCCUCUUCCAAGUUCCUACCACCCACCGCUUCACAACUUGUGUCGUCCGUAGGCAAAGAAAAAUGAAGAAAUCUAUAAAGCCAAACAGAACACAAGAAAAAACCCUCAACUGAUCUUCGUCAAUCAUUGAGAAGACCACCUUGAUCUCCCUCUCCGGCCAAGACCUUGUUUGGAUCAGAGACAAAAAGCAAAAAAAAAAAAAAAAAACUAUCAACAACCAACAACACCAUGGUUGAAACCAGACGCAGCUCCUCCUCUUCCAAACGUGCCCUCUCCUCCCCUCCUCCCACCACCGCCAAACGAUCCAAGGUAUCCGAGGCGUCCUCGUCAACCAAUGAUGCUCGCAGCGCUCCGUCGGUGGAGAAUUUAGGUCCAGUUAAGGAAUCCGGGUCUGAAACUGAAGACCCGGAGCUGCAAUCCCCUGAUCUGCUGAACACCGGUUCGCCAAAGCCCACUGAUGCCUGCGAUGUGGAUAAAUGUGCUGGUUUCGUUGUGGAAGGCGAGGCCUUGGUGUCGUCGCUGUCUUUGGGUGGAGCUGCCGUGGAUGCUGAUAAAUCAAAGGCGGCCGGCACUGCACUACGUUCAAAGAAGCGUCCUACAAAGCUGACCAAAUCGAGUUCCAAAGCCGCUUGGGGAAAGCUUCUUUCCCAGUGCUCUCAGAACCCUCACCUGUCAUUAUGUGGUACUACCUUCACUGUUGGUCAAGGCCCUCAAUGCGAUUUGUGUAUUGAUGAUGAAUCCAUUAGUGCUAAAUUGUGUAGAUUCAAGUACAUAGAGCGUGAAGGGUCAUCUGUUACGUUACUGGAAAUCACUGGGGGAAAAGGUGUCGUGCAAGUAAAUGGCAAGACCUAUAGAAAGAAUUCUAGUGUAAUUCUAAGUGGAGGUGAUGAGUUGGUCUUCAGUACUUUUGGGAAGCAUGCAUAUAUCUUUCAGCAGCUCACCAGCGAUAAUUUAGCUGCUCCUGUAAGUAUAUUAGAAGCACAUAGUGCUCCAAUAAAGGGGAUUCAUAUCGAGGCAAGAUCUGGGGACCCCUCAGCUGUUGCUGGAGCAUCAAUUUUAGCUUCUUUGUCUAAUUUGCCAAAGGAGCUAACCUUACUUCAGGAACCUGCUAAGACUGGUGAGGAUGUGGAACAGAAUACUGAGAUAUCCACGCUACCUUCUGGAUGUGGAGGGUCAGAUGAUCAUACUCCAGACAUUGACUUGAAGGAUAUUGCUAAUGAUAAUGAUCUUACCGGUAUUUCUUCAAGAGAGAAAACUGUUGUUCCAUCCCCUGAUGCUGUCAAUGAGAACCCUAAUCUUGCUAAUCUUGGAUUGGAUCCUUUUUUGGUCUCUGAUGUUGGAAAAGUCCCUGCAGCAAACUAUGAAUUAAGGCCACUAUUGCGGAUGCUUGCUGGUGCAUCUUCAGAUUUUGGUUUAAGCAGCAGCAUCUCUAAAAGACUUGAUGAGCAGAGGGAAAUGAGAGAAAUCCUUAAGGAUUUUGAUCCUCCAUCAAAUUUGAUAAGUAGGAGGCAAGCAUAUAAGGACAGAUUACAACUAGGAAUUUUCAGUUCUGACAAUAUUGAAGUCUCAUUUGAUAGUUUUCCAUAUUACUUGAGUGACACUACCAAGGAUGUUUUGAUUGCUUCAACGCAUGUUCAUUUGAAGUGUAAUAAAUUUGUGAAGUAUUCCUCAGACCUACCUACUGUGUCCCCACGUAUAUUACUCUCUGGUCCUGCAGGUUCAGAGAUAUAUCAGGAGACUUUGGUAAAGGCGCUUGCCAAACAUUUUGGCGCUAGACUGCUAAUUGUUGAUUCUCUUAUGUUGCCUGGUGGACCACCACCAAAAGAUUCUGAUUCUGUGAAAGAAGCUUUGAGGCCUGACCGAGCAUCAAUUUUUGUUAAACGAGCUGCGCAGGCUGCUGGGUUUCAGUAUAAGAAACCAGCUUCUAGCGUUGAGGCUGAUAUUACAGGUGGAUCCACAUUAAGUUCUCAGGCUAUGCCGAAGCAGGAGGCAUCCACUGCAUCAUCAAAAAGCACUACACUCAAAGCAGGUGAUAGAGUAAAAUUUGUUGGUACAAUACCUUCUGGAGUUCCUCCACUGCCUAAUUGUCCGCUAAGUUCAUCCCUAAGCAGGGGACCAACAGCUGGUUGUCGUGGCAAAGUUGUUCUUGCUUUUGAAGAAAAUGGUAAUUCAAAAAUUGGGGUUAGAUUUGAUAAAUCAAUUCCAGAUGGCAACAAUCUCGGUGGCCUUUGUGAAGAUGACCAUGGUUUCUUUUGUUCGGCCAACAGUUUACAACGCUUAGAUGGUUUUGGAGUUGAUGAUAUUGACAAGCUUGCUAUUAAUGAGCUCUUUGAGGUCACUUCUAAAGAAAGUAAAGUUGGUCCAUUAAUAUUGUUCAUCAAGGACAUAGAAAAGGCUAUGGUGGGUAGCUCGGAUUCAUAUACGGUCUUAAAGAGUAAGCUCGAAAAUUUACCAGAGAAUGUUGUUAUAAUUGGCUCCCAUACCCAGAUGGACAGUCGUAAGGAGAAGUGCCAUCCUGGUGGGCUUCUGUUCACCAAGUUUGGAAGCAACCAGACAGCUUUGCUUGAUCUUGCUUUUCCGGAUAAUUUUGGUAGAUUGCAUGAUAGGAGUAAAGAAAUCCCAAAAGCAAUGAAGCAACUCGCUCGACUUUUCCCUAACAAAGUGAUGGUACAACUGCCUCAGGAUGAAACUCUACUUUUGGACUGGAAGCAGCAGUUGGAGCGUGAUAUUGAAACUUUGAAAGCUCAGUCUAAUAUUGUCAGCAUUUGCUCAGUUCUAAACCGAAUUGGCUUGGAUUGUCCUGACCUUGAAACUUUGUUUAUUAAAGAUCAAGCCCUUACUACUGAAAGUGUUGAGAAAAUAAUAGGAUGGGCUCUAAGUAACCACUUUAUGCAUCAUACUGAAGCGUCAGUCAAAGAUGCUAAACUUGUGAUUUCUGCUGAAAGCAUUAAGUAUGGGCUGAACAUUCUGCAGAGCAUUCAAAAUGAAAGCAAAAACUUGAAGAAAUCACUCAAGGAUGUGGUAACUGAGAAUGAAUUUGAGAAGAAACUUCUUGCUGAUGUUAUUCCACCAAGUGACAUUGGGGUUACUUUUGAUAACAUUGGGGCUUUAGAAAAUGUAAAGGAUACCUUGAAGGAAUUGGUGAUGCUUCCUCUUCAGAGGCCUGAAUUAUUUUGUAGAGGGCAGCUGACUAAGCCUUGCAAGGGAAUAUUGCUCUUUGGGCCUCCUGGUACCGGGAAAACAAUGCUUGCAAAGGCUGUUGCCACUGAGGCCGGUGCAAAUUUUAUCAAUAUAUCAAUGUCGAGCAUUACUUCAAAGUGGUUUGGUGAAGGGGAGAAGUAUGUGAAAGCAGUUUUUUCUUUAGCUAGUAAAAUUGCUCCUAGUGUUGUCUUUGUUGAUGAGGUCGAUAGCAUGCUAGGAAGAAGGGAAAAUCCAGGAGAGCAUGAGGCUAUGCGUAAAAUGAAAAAUGAGUUUAUGGUGAAUUGGGAUGGUCUGCGAACAAAGGAUAAGGAGCGAGUGCUGGUACUUGCUGCUACCAAUAGGCCUUUUGACCUUGAUGAGGCUGUUAUUAGGAGGCUUCCCCGGAGAUUGAUGGUCAAUCUGCCAGAUGCACCAAAUAGAGAAAAAAUUCUGAGAGUUAUUUUAGCCAAAGAAGAGUUGUCGCCUGAUGUUGAUUUGGAAGCAAUUGCAAAUAUGACUGAUGGCUAUUCUGGGAGUGACCUAAAGAAUCUUUGUGUGACUGCGGCACAUUGUCCGAUUAGAGAAAUUUUGGAGAAGGAAAAGAAGGAAAAGAAUGCAGCGCUGGUAGAGAAUAGGCCUUUACCAGCAUUGCAUAGCAGUGCUGAUGUUCGUUCUCUGAAGAUGGAGGAUUUCAAAUAUGCGCAUGAGCAGGUGUGUGCAAGUGUGUCAUCAGAGUCUACAAAUAUGAACGAACUCUUGCAGUGGAAUGACCUUUAUGGAGAGGGUGGAUCAAGGAAGAAGAGAUCUCUAAGCUAUUUCAUGUAGGGUGGAUGUAUCUUUUGUAUAGCAUUUCUUUAGGUCAUUCUUCGUCGUGCUAAAGAGCGGCGAGAUUGGGGACCUUAAUUUGUGGAAAUUCCUUUGCAGGUCCUUACCCCCCAUUGUAUUAUAUAUAGGGUUUUUCCCUUUUAUUGUUUUUUUUUAUAAAAUUUCUUUAACCUUUUUGUUAGGAAAUUUACAAGUGCCCGAGCAGUAAAUUUAACUGUAGCAUCUUAUUAAUCCAAUCUAUUUCUUCUCUAAAACGAAUUGUAAGUUCAGGAUAAUAAGUUGCAGAAAGUGUAUAUCGAUCAUGCUGAUGAUUCUUUUGUUCACAA
This is a messenger RNA of Juglans regia (Persian walnut), 4364 nucleotides long. RefSeq lists its product as uncharacterized. Lineage: Eukaryota; Viridiplantae; Streptophyta; Magnoliopsida; Fagales; Juglandaceae. Gene Ontology annotation, cellular component: mitochondrial outer membrane. Bases 262 to 4038 code for a protein of 1258 amino acids. The transcript has 27 exons. The record is from RefSeq and is a predicted model, not a curated record. Gene Ontology annotation, molecular function: ATP binding; protein binding; ATP hydrolysis activity.